CUGCGCAGAGAGCUGAGCGCCAGAAUCGGCGGGAUGGACAAAAAAAACCAACCCAACUCUAUAACGCCAUGCAGACGUACAGAAGCCCCACAUUAUGAGCGGAAGAACUGCCAAACACAGGGUUGUCUUCGAGAACUUUCGGUUCUGCUGUCGGCUGUUAUGGACAAAGUGAAAUCACGCAGUACUGAUGAGGAUGAAGAGCUGGUGUCCACAGAUCCAGAGAGUAAAGAAAAAAGCAAUGAUAAAAAAAGACUGGGCAAAAUAAAGUGGUCACGAGAAGAGGAUGAAAAGCUGAAAAAACUCGUGGAGCAACACGGAACUGAGGCAUGGAAACUAGUAGCUACUUUUUUCCCUGGGCGGACAGAUGGUCAGUGUCAGCACCGCUGGCAGAAGGUGCUCAAUCCAGAGCUGGUGAAAGGACCCUGGACAAAAGAAGAAGAUCAAAAGGUUAUCGAUUUGGUGCGCAAAUAUGGGCCGAAGCGCUGGUCAGUGAUUGCAAAGCACCUCCAGGGAAGGAUUGGAAAACAGUGCCGUGAGCGAUGGCACAACCACCUGAACCCAGAAGUGAAGAAGUCCUCAUGGACACAGGAGGAGGACCGGAUCAUCUACGAAGCUCACAAACGCCUUGGCAACCGUUGGGCAGAGAUCUCCAAGCUUCUCCCUGGACGCACAGAUAACUCUAUCAAGAACCACUGGAAUUCUACCAUGAGAAGAAAGGUGGAGCAUGAGGGUUACCUCCAAGACAGCUACAAGACUUUCACUUCUACUGUGAAGAAGCGCCUAAACAGGCAAUGCCCUACAUCUACUACAAAACUCCAGCAGCACGAUUGCAGCCCUGUGGCUCCUGCAGGAUCCAACCUGGUUGCAGACUAUCAGUUUGAUCCUGAAAGUGAACAGACAGUUAACAGUCUUCCUGAAAAUCCAGCCUUCCCAUCUUCCUGCCUUGAUGAUCCUCACAGGGAACAGAGAAUAAAGGAGCUUGAGCUGCUGCUUAUGUCAGCAGAGAGUGAAGUUCAACGACAAGUGCAGUGCAGAGGUUUAUGUAAGCCAUACCCAGCCUGGUCAGGCAGUUUACCAGAAGACAAUUUAGCAUCUAGCAACAGCAGUCUGGAUGAGCGAUUGGAAGAAGGAUCCUGGAGGGGCCCUGAAAUCCCACCGGGUCCUCAAGCACAUCUUCCUAUCUCCCCCAGCAAGUUUCUGGCUGCUGAGGCCGGCGCCGUGCUCUCCAACCUCCAAACCUUCCCAGAGUUUGCAGAAACCAUGGAGCUAAUCGAUACAGACGCUGUCACAUGGAGCAGCAUGGCUGGUUUUGACAUGCCGCAGACGGGGACGCCCCCCAGGCAUAAUCAGCCGAGUUACAGCACUGUCUUGGAAGAACGGACUGUUUACAAUCCAUUGGAGUUUGCACUGGAUGCUUCCCCUGCCAGGAACUGUGCACCUCUUGAUUUAAGAGGGGUCUCCUCCCUGACACCCCCCAACUCAUCCAAACGCACCCAGCCAUCUACAGGGAAGAGGAGAAGAGAGAAGGGGGGGAUUUUGAGCGGCAGAAUGGGCUCCUUCUUGGAAAACAUCACAAACUCACCCAAGAAAACACCAACAAAGUCUCUGCCCUUCACCCCAUCAAGAUUCUGCAACAUAUCAGGAACGGAGCAUCUGAAUCUGGAAGAUCCCGCCCUGACCUCCACACCUGUGUGCGGCCAGAGGGGCCUUCUCAACACCCCCAUCCUAAAAGAGUCCUCACACAAGUACCAGAAAGAGAAUCAUGGCUCCAGGACCCCCAAACUUCAUAAAAAUGCCCCAGUUUCAACCCCAAGGACGCCAACGCCCUUCAAGAAGGCUUUGGCAGCCCAGGAGAAAAUGCACGGGCCGCUGAAGGUUGAGCCUCAGCCUUUGGCUUUUCUAGAAGAAGACAUCCGAGAGGUUCUAAAGCAGGAGACUGGAACUGACAUCUUCAUCAAAACCGAAUUCCAGCCCGAACACAGAGCAUGGAAGCAUCUCAUGGACGGCCCCGCAAGAAAAGUGCGCAAGUCUCUUGUACUCGACACUUGGGACAAAGACGGCUUCGAUGUCCAACUGUUCCAGGAGCAGCUCAACAAUGCACAGCUGGCAGAAGAAAGUUUGCUGAUGAGCUCUUCACUGAUCACCUCCAUCGCCGAGCAAGAGGAAAGCCGCUCUUUGACCUCUGAGAAAGAGUCCUCCUCCUUAGGGGUUCAUCUUCCUUCCCAACGUCCAACAAACCUGCAGCUGAAGAAGCCUUCCUCUUCUCUAAAGACAACAAAAAUGGCGCCGGUGAGCGAGUGGGAAGCCGUGAUUUAUGGGAAAACGGAGGACCAGCUGAUCAUGACCGAACAGGCUCGUCAGUACCUGACUCCCUUGUGUGGCUCGAGGGCCAUCGUACUCUAAAGUCAGACGCUCAAGCAGCUGCACAGACGUCUGACAAUGAAAACCUCCAGUCCUGUAAGAGACAAUCCAGCGAACGCAAAAACACAAAGACGCAAAAACUCUUUACUAAGGAAACCCUAUUAAAGGCAAAGCUGCUAUGACUGUUUCCCUGCCCCAAAGCUCUGCUCAGAGGUGCUCAGAUUCAGUUAUUAUUAUUUUUAACACUCAGCUUUUGUUAGCAGCUAAUGUCUGCUCCAGUCACUACAGUCAACCUGCUGCAGCAGCAGACGUGCAAAGACUCCUGAAUUCCUAUUACUGGUAGUCGUUGCUUCUGGAUGUUCUACUGUUAAAACGACACAAACCAUUUUUAUGUUAACUAAACUCCUUGAACAGAAGUGCUCUAAGGAGAUAAAAACCACAAAAAGGCAACAAACUUUAUAUCUUACUGAAAAUCAGGUACUUUUAAAGUCACUGCUAGAUUUUCAACAAGUCAAUUUAGAUUGUUACAGAAUGCAAAGGCUGCCGCAUUUUUUUAAUUUAAACGACAGCAAUCUUUUGUUGCUAUUUGUUUAUUUUGUCCAGGGUGAUGUGAAGGUUUCAUUGAAGGCACUCUGUGAUGCACUCCUCAGCUGGUUUAGCUGCAGUGCAUCUCUGGGUCACGUGCUCUCUGUUUUGUGUUUUCUAUUUCAGCGGCCAUCGAGUGGAGACCUCUAUUGAAUGUAUUUCUAUUGACAGAACCUCAGAAGGUUGAAGGGUACCUUAAUGCUUGCAUCUUAUUUAUUUUUCUGACCGCUCUAAAGCUUAGAUAAUAAUAUAAAUUGGACUCAGAGAUUCUUUUGGCCUAAAUUGAAAGAAUAACAAUAAAUGACCACCUUUACUUUGAUCAGAUGUUUCAAUAGCUGAUAAAUGUUUUUCUUAGGAGCAUCAAGGUUUUUUGGGUCGGAAGGAUUUUACUUUAGAAUGAAGGGUUUAGGUUUUAUUUAUUUAAUAUCUACUAAUUUAUUUAUUUCUUAAAACAUUUAAGAGAAAUUAUUGAAGAUUCUUUUAUUAUUUUUCCUCUCUCAGAACCUGGAUUGGAUUUUUUUACUCGGAGUCAAAAGAACAUGUACUGCCAGUAACGUCAUUUCUCUUGCUCAUCAGCAAAAUAAUCAUUUUUUCAUUUCCAUAUGUGAUCUUGUAACAUAUAGGUAGGACUUUUUUCUCUGUGCUUUUAGGUAGCAAAAUUCCAUCUCCAACCUCUAAUCAUAGACAAAUUGCACUUUUUUUAAAACUCAUUUUGUUUAUCACAAUGUAGCUCUUGUGUGUGUUUUAGGAGAAUGGUUUUCCUAACAUGAGUAUCGUGCUGCUUUAUUUGUAUGAUGUUUGUUUUAAUGUGGGGUUUUUUUUCCGGUUUGGCUGCAAAACGCGUGUAUUUUAAAUACACUACAUUAAAAAAAAGCUUUGCAAUAAGCUCUGUCGGGAUGGCUGUGGGUAAGAAGAGCAUUACCACAGCAGCCUGGGUCUCCAUGUUUCCUGCUGAACCUCCUCUCUGCAUUGGAGCCUCCAGAAGGAGGCCUUCACACGCCAAAGGGUGUGACAAAGAGGCUGGAUUGCACUGUCUUCCGUGUUUAUGACACUUUUCUUGAAACAAACUUUCCAUAAUCUGCACUAUAGCUGCAUUAGUGGACUCAGUUUAGUCUGGAUUAUCCUGGAUUAAGCCGUGGAGUGAGGGAAAGAAGGGAAUCUCAUGAAGGCAAGUUGAAAGAUCAGAAUUAUUUGGUACAGGACUCAGGGGUGGGCAAUUCCAGGCCUCGAGGGCCGGUGUGUCUGCAUGAUUUCCAGAUAGUCUUGCCCUACUCAUGGCUGAUUACCUGGUUCAGGUGUGUCCAGCCAAUUAGAACAUGCCAGAGCAGGGUAUGCUGGAAAACAUGCAGGAAUGCGGCCCUCAGUGCCCACGUCUGGGUCAGAUGGAAGUUGAUUGAAUUUGGGGAUUGGGGGUGUUUAACUUGUAUAUAUUUGUGUUCAUUGGUGUAUACAUUCAUCUAUAAAGUCCAGGAUUAUUUAACAAAACCAUAGGAUUUGAGGGAAUCAAGUACCUUAUACAGGAUAGAUGCAAACACUACUGCGGUCAUGUAUUGCAACGCUGCAUAAUAAACUGCAGAUGUAACACUUGUUAUUUAAUAUAAAGUCAUAACCGAGGUACCAUAGCAAUCCGGCCGGCUGUCUUUGUAACCAUCUACUUAAUUUUGAGAAUAAAAACAUCUAUUGCAUGA
Molecule: messenger RNA, 4634 nt
Organism: Oryzias latipes (Japanese medaka)
Lineage: Eukaryota; Metazoa; Chordata; Actinopteri; Beloniformes; Adrianichthyidae
Gene: mybl1
Product: MYB proto-oncogene like 1
Biological process (GO): regulation of DNA-templated transcription
Cellular component (GO): nucleus
Molecular function (GO): RNA polymerase II cis-regulatory region sequence-specific DNA binding; DNA-binding transcription factor activity, RNA polymerase II-specific
Source: RefSeq, a predicted model, not a curated record